Molecule: messenger RNA, 1062 nt
Organism: Fonsecaea multimorphosa CBS 102226
Lineage: Eukaryota; Fungi; Ascomycota; Eurotiomycetes; Chaetothyriales; Herpotrichiellaceae
Exons: 3
Coding region: 1-1062 (353 amino acids)
Molecular function (GO): oxidoreductase activity, acting on NAD(P)H
Source: RefSeq, a predicted model, not a curated record
AUGGCGACCACGAAGGCUAUUGUGGUUCUUCCCGGGGAAAAGGCCGCUGGAAUCAGAGAGGUCCCCAUGCCUCGAAUCCGAGACGAUUGGAUUCUUGUCAAGACCAAGGCGGUCGCUCUCAAUCCCACCGACUGGAAACACAUUGAUUUUGCUUAUGCGAAUGCUGGAUCCAGGAUCGGUUGCGAUUACGCAGGCGUUGUGGAGGAGGUCGGCAGCAAGGUCACAACCUUCAAAAAGGGCGAUCGAGUCGCUGGAUUCACCCACGGCGGACAUCGCAUCGAUCACGAAACCGGCGCCUUUGGAGAGCACAUCCUUGCAAAAGCGUGCGUGCAGAUCAAGAUCCCGGACCAUUUGGACUUUGAGCGCGCGGCAUCGAUGCCUGUAUCGAUGUACACAUGCGGACUAGGCUUAUACAAAGCACUCCAGCUUCCUCUUCCCAGCGAGCCAGCGAACGAACCUUUUCCCCUCCUUAUACACGGCGGCAGCACAGCCUCCGGCAUAUGGGGGAUUCAAUUCGCCAAGGCAUCUGGGCUGACUGCAGUCACGACAGCCUCGCCACGAAACUUCGACUACCUCAAGUCGCUCGGCGCCGACGCAGUUUUCGGCUAUCACUCUCCCACAUGUGGCGCCGACAUCAGGGCUUUCACGAAGAACAAGCUGAGAUAUGCUUGGGACUGCGUUGGCGGUGGGGAGAUUAUAUGCGGUGAAGCCCUGAGCACCGUCAAGCCCAGCAAGUAUGGAGGCAUCAGCGCCGUCCCCACGAAUAUAGAGCUUCUCAACAAAACGAAUCCGCUGGUUGAGGGCCAUUUCUUCACCGUGACCUACAACAUACUUGGCGAGCCGUAUGAAUGGCAGAACACCAUCGUGCCGCCAGCCAUAGACGAUAUGGAAUUCGCCAUCAUGUUCAAAGAAAUCGCCCUGGGCCUCAUCGAGAAGGGAAGUCUCAAAUUCAUUAGACUUGACUUGAACCACGGGGGUAGUGGUCUGGAAGGUGUGAUGAAAGGCUUGGAUGAAAUGCGAAAGGGACGUGUCAGCGGUCACAAGUUGGUAUACACCAUGUAA